Messenger RNA from Olea europaea var. sylvestris, 1460 nucleotides. RefSeq lists its product as uncharacterized. NCBI's taxonomy places the organism in Eukaryota, Viridiplantae, Streptophyta, Magnoliopsida, Lamiales, Oleaceae. The record is from RefSeq and is a predicted model, not a curated record. The coding region runs from base 39 to 1313 and encodes 424 amino acids. The transcript has a single exon.
UCAUCUAUGACAUUCCAUUCCUAUAGAGAAAGAGAGGGAUGGAAUAUAAGCAUUUUAGCCACUACCAUGGCCUAGUUUUCCACCAGUUGCCACAAGGAACUGAAAUCCAUUGUUCCGGUUGCAAAACCACCGCGUCGGGCUUGGUUUAUGCGUGUUGGCAGUGCCGUUACUUCCUCCAUGAUCAAUGUUUUCAAGCGACUCGAUCGAUGAGUCACCCUUCUCAUCCUCUACAUCCCUUAACUUUAGUACCUUAUCCAACAUAUCCCUCUAAUUCAUUUUUCUGCAAUUCUUGCAAUCUCGUAGGAAAUGGCUUCACUUAUUGUUGUUCUGAAUGUGACUUUGAUCUACAUGUCCAUUGUGCUUAUAAUCCAACAAACCCACCUGCUAAUUUCCCGAAUUUCGCAGUCGAAAAUCCUCAUUCUGCACCAAAUUUGCCUCAAAGUAGCACCUAUCCCUCCUUUCAAAACAACCCUUAUCCAAACUUUCCUCCUAAUCCAUCAGUCCCAAAUGUUCAAACCCCCGUUCAAAACAAUCCUGUGCCAGUUUUUGCCCCAACUAAUCCAACAGUGCCAAAUUUUAGUCCUCCGGUGAGUGUCGCCAACGUAAAUCCGACACCACCGGCUCCUCAGACCGAGAACUUUCAACAACCUCCGACGAUCAAACCUCAAACGAAACCUCAAGUAAUAAAGCACUUCAGCCAUCCACAUAUUUUGCAGCCUAUUGAAAUUAAGGACAAAAAUACUAAAGUUUGUUCUGCUUGUGAGUGUGACCUAUUCGGCUCGGCUUAUUGUUGCAUCGAGCCCUAUUGCAAUUUCAAUCUCCACAAGGUGUGCUUCGAAUCUCCCUUAGAGGUUCGACAUAAAUCCCACCUCGACCACCCUCUGAAGCUACUCACUGCACCGCCUUACGACGAUGGAUUUACUUGCAAUGCUUGCCUUAAAGAUGGUAAGGCUUUUUGUUACACUUGCUCGACUUGCUCGUAUGAUCUCCAUAUCGACUGCAUUUCUUGGCCGGAAACCAUGACCCGCGGAGAUCACAAACACCCCCUCGCAUUGUAUUACUCCCCAGUGGCGGGAGAGGGAAAUCAGGUGACGUUCAUGUGUGAUGUGUGUAAGAGCCCUGUCCAUGAUUUGGCCUGGCUCUACUAUUGUCGAGAGUGCGAUUUCGGUACUCAUUUGGAAUGCAUAACUUCUGGAAUAAAAGAGAAUCCAAAUGUCCCGAAAACGGACGAAGAAUUGAUUCGUGAAACUGAACUCAAAUUGGCAGUACUUCAGCUCUUACUCAAUGGAGGCAUUGCUUGUGUAACUACAUAAUUUUCUUGUGACAAGUCUUUCCAUUUUCUCUUUCAAUUCGGAUUUGUGUAGUUUAUCCAUCCAUUAUAAGCCUAAUUUUAUUUUUCUUAAGCUUUUGUCAUUUUUUCUUUAAUCAUAUUGUUGAAUCUUGAAUCUCAUCAUCAAAUC